UCGGUGCUGAUUUGCAGAGAGUGCGAGAGGUAGUGGAAAAGCAGCCCCGGACUCCUGCUAACAGAGACUCGGGGAAAGCAGCGGAGCCGCUGGCAGCAUGAGACACGAAGCACCGGUGCAGAUGGCUGCUACACAAGAUGGAAAGUUUGGCCAGAAGGAAAGCUCUGACCAGAACUUUGACUACAUGUUCAAGCUACUGAUCAUUGGUAACAGCAGUGUGGGGAAGACCAGCUUCCUGUUCCGCUAUGCCGACGACUCCUUCACUUCUGCCUUCGUCAGCACCGUGGGCAUUGACUUCAAAGUGAAAACCGUCUACAAGAACGACAAGAGGAUCAAACUACAGAUCUGGGACACAGCAGGGCAGGAGCGGUAUCGAACCAUCACUACAGCGUACUACAGAGGGGCCAUGGGCUUCAUCCUGAUGUAUGACAUCACCAACGAGGAGUCAUUCGGGGCUGUUCAGGACUGGUCAACCCAGAUUAAGACGUACUCCUGGGACAAUGCGCAGGUCAUCCUGGCGGGGAACAAGUGUGACAUGGAAGAGGAGAGGGUCGUGUCUGCUGAGAGCGGGCGGAUGCUGGCGGAGCAGCUAGGGUUCGAGUUCUUCGAGACUAGCGCCAAGGAGAAUGUGAAUGUCAAACAGACCUUCGAGCGGCUGGUGGACAUCAUCUGCGACAAGAUGUCAGAGAGCCUGGAGACUGACCCCGCCGUCACCACGGCAACACCCAAUGCCAGGCUCACAGACAACCCCCCGCCCCUACAGCAACCCAGCUGUGGCUGCUAGUGCAAAACCACCCUCCACUCCUGCCCCCCUGUGGGCUCUGCCCACAAUUUGUUGCCAAGAUACCUGACACCAUAGGUAUAGUCUUUUGAAAGCAUCAAUGCCAUAUCUAAUAGGUUCACAGUUAAUGGUGUGAUGUGCUUGACAUUUUUUUGGAUUAUUUUUUUCCAUUGUAAGUGUCCAUGUUGGAACUCCAGUCAUAGACACUUUGUGUGUAAGAUAGGGGCUUUGGCUUACUGUAGAGAUCUGUGUUAUGAAGUUCGUACUGCCAGAACGUCUUAGAGACCAACAUAAAAAAGCCUUAUUUUUUCCAGCUCUGACAUUUUUGGUGAGUUUGUGGAUUAAAAGAACUGAAGUGCAUUUGAUGACGUGAUUCAUGUUUCACUCAGGUGUAACACUACCAGCUUACCUGGAGCAGACACACACACACACCAUCAUACAAACACAUGAGAGAGUGUGUGUAUGCAUGUACCUGUGUGUGUAUGUGUGUGUGUGGGUUGUUAGGGCUGGGAACAGUGUUCACAUCUGUAUGUGAAUUAGGGCCAUGUUGGGGAGGGUAUAUGUGCAUGUGUGCGUGUGUGUUUUCUGAAAUGCGCUGGAGAAAAUUGAGUAUAAAAUAUCCUGUCUUAGAGGUCUUUGUUCUGUGUGUGUGA
Molecule: messenger RNA, 1434 nt
Organism: Megalops cyprinoides (Indo-Pacific tarpon)
Lineage: Eukaryota; Metazoa; Chordata; Actinopteri; Elopiformes; Megalopidae
Product: ras-related protein Rab-3C
Exons: 5
Coding region: 98-784 (228 amino acids)
Biological process (GO): protein secretion; regulation of exocytosis; protein localization to plasma membrane
Cellular component (GO): plasma membrane; synaptic vesicle; endosome
Molecular function (GO): GTP binding; GTPase activity
Source: RefSeq, a predicted model, not a curated record